This is a messenger RNA of Lolium perenne, 766 nucleotides long. The record is from RefSeq and is a predicted model, not a curated record. Lineage: Eukaryota; Viridiplantae; Streptophyta; Magnoliopsida; Poales; Poaceae.
GCCCAGGUUGCCAAGCUUCAAGGUACCACCCUUUCUUUUCCGGCUAACCCGUUCUUUUUUCAUUUUAUCUAUUGUCGCUUGCUAAAACCUUUCUUUCCGGUACUUAGGCGAGAAAGAGCAGCUCAUCAAGGAGCACCACGAGGCACUGGACGCCCAGAAGACCACCUCGAGGGAGCUAAAGGAACAGGCUAUGCAAGCCGCGCUCCAGCAUGAGCAAGCCCUCAAGGAUGCCCGGGUCGCAGCUGAGGCCAGGUUGGCGGAGGUCGUGGAGGACUCCACGAACUCCAACACCGUAUUGACGGCAGAGCUGGAGGAGGAAAGGAAGGCGCGGAAGGCAGCGGAGCGCCUCAUUGAUACCAUGACCACUGAUCACAGGGAAUAUGAUCGGUUGGUUAUGAAGAUUGAUGCGCUGGCUCUCCAGCAUUUCCCGGACUCCCAGGCCCACGCCGUGAAGAAGGUGAUGGAGGAUCGGGUGGCGCGGGAAUUUCCCAACAUGGACGCGCACUGGGACGGGUACGACUAUCUGGUCGCCCUCUCCGCGCGAGUCCAACACAUGCGCUCCGUCGACCGGCUUCUUGGCGACCUACCGGAUGCUUCCAUCCAGCUCUUCAAGGUGCUAUGGCCUGAGGAGGAGAUGCCGGAAGAAGAAGAAGGAGAUGAGGAUGAGGCCGCUGAGGAUGUGCCGCCGGAAGCUCCCGAGGCUAGCGCUGCUCCCCCUGAAGACACCGAGACUGGUGCUGCUCCGCCUGAUGCCCCCGUCGCCUGA